AUGUCUAAAACGUUCGUCAGCUCUGCGAAAGCUGUUGUCGUUGAUGCGACUGAGUUGGAGAAGCCAACUCUUAGCCAGACUUAUGCCACAUUGCGCAUCUGUCUGAGAUAUGGAGAGAGCAGUGCGAACAUCUUCAAUCGAUUGAUCAAAGUGCUGGAGACAACGGAUUUCAUACACAUUCUGAGUAUGAUGCCCGACGAGGAACUGGAGCGUUUGAUGCCCAUGUUGGCGCAGCGUUUGACUCGUCUGCGUUUGGAGAUGGCUGAGAUACCGUUACUGUACAGCAUCAGUCGUAAGAUGGGCGUGGCGGAGCUACAGCAGGUACGCAUCUGCGAUGUAGCGCAAAGCAAGAUGAAGCUAAAUGGCAGCACCUCCAUGUGUCAUUUGCACCUUUUAGGCCAGCUGCUGCCGCGUCUGGACAUGCUCAAUGUUCAUGCGGCUGUUGUGGCAUCCUUUCCAAACAAUUUCCGAAAUCUGCGAGCGCUGCUGUUGCGCCAGGGAACAUCACAGCUGGUGCUGGAUGAAAUCUGCGCUCAUUGUCCGCAGCUCCAGCGGCUGUUUCUGCGGAACGAGUCGUCCGAGCUGCUGGAUGCAAGUAAUAUUUUGAAAUGUUCCCAGUUGAAGGAGCUCCAGCUGCCACUGAUGCUGCGCUCGCCACUGGCCGUGUGCCACUUGACACACCUCGAGCAUUUGUCGCUGCAGCGUCUGCAGCUCUGGCCGGGUCUGGACUGGCUGCCGAUUGUCCGGGAGAUUAUCACUGCCAAGCGCUACGAGCUGCGCUCUCUAAGAUUCGAUGGCAGCUGGCUGGUUACACCGCUGGAUCUGUCGCUGUUGCAGCUGAAACAUUGUUGGGCGCUGCAGGAGGUGCUGCUGAGCAACUGCAAGCUGGCGGAACACACGACGCAGCCGGAGCUGCCACUCAGCUGUCAUCGAUUCGGCCUGCGCGGUUGCAAGCUAAGCUGGCCGCUGCGCUACCUCAAAAGCAAUGCGCAGCUGCAGUUGCUCGACUUCUUUGACUGCCAGCUUGCUGCUGGUGGAUAUCAACUGUUACAGCACCUGCUCAAGCAACGCCAAUGCCUGCCUGCCGUAAUGCCGCUCCAGCUGCGCUUUAGCAACUCGACACCACUGCGCGCGGAGCUAACUAGCUGGCCGGCCAGCAGGCGACAGCACAACGAAGCCUGGCUGAAGGUGAUGGAGGUGGACGACGAUGUGCCCACCUGGAAGCAGCCGAUCGGCACGAUUAGCAUGACAUUUGGCAAGCCAAUUAACUAUACGCCCGAUCUGGAUCUUCGCAGCUCUACCCAGGCUCCAGUCCCAGCGACUCGCUAAGAGAAUUUCAGAUUUUUCAG
This is a messenger RNA of Drosophila hydei, 1349 nucleotides long. RefSeq lists its product as uncharacterized. Lineage: Eukaryota; Metazoa; Arthropoda; Insecta; Diptera; Drosophilidae. The record is from RefSeq and is a predicted model, not a curated record. The transcript has 2 exons. Bases 1 to 1329 code for a protein of 442 amino acids.